Exophiala viscosa is the source of this 3088-nucleotide messenger RNA. Its product is annotated as alanyl-tRNA synthetase. Bases 25 to 2916 code for a protein of 963 amino acids. The transcript is spliced from 3 exons. Gene Ontology annotation, biological process: alanyl-tRNA aminoacylation. Gene Ontology annotation, molecular function: aminoacyl-tRNA deacylase activity; alanine-tRNA ligase activity; ATP binding. The record is from RefSeq and is a predicted model, not a curated record. Gene Ontology annotation, cellular component: cytoplasm; mitochondrion. Lineage: Eukaryota; Fungi; Ascomycota; Eurotiomycetes; Chaetothyriales; Herpotrichiellaceae.
GUGCGCCGGCACACGACCAGAAGGAUGGCUUCGAACACUACGGAAGAAGCUCAGCAAUGGAGCGCUCCGGUGGUGAGAGAUACGUUUCUCAAGUUCUUUGAGGAGCGUGGACACACAUUUGUGAGAUCGUCGCCUGUUGUACCUCUGUCCGAUCCUACGCUGCUUUUCACCAAUGCUGGUAUGAACCAGUUCAAACCGAUAUUCCUUGGUACCGUCGAUCCUACGAGCAAGGAAGGCCAGUACAAACGAGCGGUCAAUUCGCAAAAAUGCAUACGUGCGGGCGGAAAACACAAUGAUCUCGACGAUGUCGGCAAGGACAGCUAUCACCAUACUUUCUUUGAGAUGUUGGGGAACUGGUCGUUCGGAGACUAUUUCAAGAAGGAGGCUAUCACAUACUCGUGGGAUCUUCUAACGAAAGUGUUCGGACUGGACCCGGACAGGCUGUAUGUCACCUACUUUGAAGGUAACGAGGCUGGAGGACUGGAACCCGACCUCGAAGCCAAAGAGCUAUGGAAGAGUGUUGGUGUCGCCGACGACCAUAUUUUGCCUGGCGAUAUGAAGGACAACUUCUGGGAGAUGGGUGAUCAAGGUCCAUGCGGUCCCUGUUCCGAAGUCCACUACGAUCGAAUUGGUGGGGGAAGAAACGCUGCCCACCUUGUCAACCAGGAUGAUCCCAAUGUACUGGAGAUCUGGAACAACGUGUUCAUCCAGUACAACCGUGAACCCGACAAGAGCCUACGGCCGUUGCCGAAUAAGCAUGUCGAUACUGGUAUGGGCUUCGAGCGGUUGGUCAGCGUGCUGCAGGAUAAGAUGUCCAACUAUGACACCGAUGUGUUCACGCCAAUAUUCGAGCGAAUUCAAGAGGUUACCGGAGCCAGACCGUACUCGGGCAAAUUUGGCGAGGAGGACGUGGACGGUGUCGACACCGCAUAUCGAGUCGUUGCGGACCACGUACGAACGUUGACCUUCGCCAUCAGUGACGGCGGCAUCCCUAACAACGAAGGAAGAGGGUACGUCGUCCGAAGAGUGCUGCGCCGUGGUGCUCGAUAUGCUAGGAAAUACUUCAAUGUUGACAUUGGAGACUUUUUCUCCAAGAUCGUGCCAACAUUAGUGGAACAAAUGGGUGGUAUGUUCAAAGAAAUCGUUGGCAAGGAGGAUGAGGUCAAGGAGAUCCUCAACGAGGAAGAACUCUCGUUCGCCAAAACCCUGGACAGAGGAGAGCGUCAAUUUGAGGUCUAUGCACAAAAGAGCCAAGCUCAAGGCUUGAAGAGUCUACAUGGUGCUGAUGUAUGGAGAUUGUACGACACAUUCGGCUUCCCAGUGGAUCUAACGAGGCUGAUGGCUGAGGAGAGAGGUCUUUCCAUCGACGACAACGAAUUCGAGGCCGCAAGAUUACGUGCCAAAGAAGCUAGCAAGGGCGAGAAGAAGGCCGCCAGUGACUUGCUUAAAUUGGACGUACACGAUCUCGGCGAACUCGAGAAGAUGCCGGGCGUCACAAAGACGGACGACAGUGCGAAGUACGGUCGGGACAACAUCACCGGCACUAUCCAGGCUAUCUAUCAUGCGAAGAAGUUCCACCCUGAUACAAAGAGCAUUCCGGAAGGCGACCAGAUUGGCAUCAUUCUUGACAAAACAUGCUUCUACGCAGAGCAAGGUGGUCAAGAAUAUGACACCGGUCGAAUUGUUAUCGACGGACAAGCGGAGCUUGAGGUAGAGAAUGUACAGCUCUAUGCUGGCUAUGUCUUACAUACUGGCUACAUGAAGUAUGGCCAUUUCUCGGUGGCAGACAAGGCAAUCUGUGAGUAUGACGAGCUCCGAAGAUGGCCUAUUCGGAACAAUCAUACCGGUACACAUAUUCUCAACUUUGCUCUGCGGGAAGUCUUGGGCGAUGGUAUUGAUCAGAGAGGCUCUCUGGUCGCGCAGGAGAAGCUUCGAUUCGAUUUCAGUCACAAAGCGGCGGUGUCAGAUGCUGAUUUGCAGAAGGUCGAAGACAUUUCGACAGAGUAUAUCCGGCAAAAUUGUCCGGUAUAUGCCAAAGAAGUGCCCUUAACCAUCGCGCACGAGAUCGCCGGGCUCAGAGCUGUCUUUGGCGAAACAUAUCCGGAUCCUGUGCGGGUUGUCUCUGUUGGGGUCGAAGUCGAUGAUAUCCUGAAAAAUGUCAAGGAUGAUCGAUGGAAGACGGUCAGUAUCGAGUUCUGCGGUGGUACGCACGUGAAAGCCACUGCCGAUAUCAAGGACUUAGUUGUGCUUGAAGAAAGUGGUAUUGCGAAGGGCAUUCGAAGAAUAAUCGCUGUCACUGGCGAGGGUGCAUAUCAGGUACAACAAGUGGCUGAGGAAUUCUCUGAGAAGCUCAAGAAGUUGGAAGGCAUGCCUUUCAGUGCGUCCAAGGAGUCAGAAGCCAAGACGAUACAGGCUGAGCUCAACAACUUGUCGAUAUCGGCUGUGAAGAAGUCCCAGUUCAGAGAGCGGAUGGCCAAGAUUAGCAAAGAGGUUCUGGAUCAGCAGAAGAAAUUGCAGAAGGAGGAACUCAAGAAGGCUACCGAUACGAUAACCCAGUAUUUCGAGAAGAACAAAGACAGCAAAGCGGCGGUUCUGAGGUUACCGAUUGGUGGCAAUGCCAAGAUUGUGCCGGACGUUGUCAAGCAUGUCCAGACAAAACUCAAGGACAAGAGUGUUUAUGUUGUCGUUGCGGAUGAGAAGGAUCCUGAGGGUAAGGUGUUCCAUGGAUGUUUUGUGAGUCCGGAUGGCACGAAAGCUGGCAUCACAUCGGCCGACUGGUCGUCCCAGGUGUCGCAGCUUGUAGGUGGUAAGGCUGGUGGAAAAGCGCCUGUUGCCAUUGGUACAGGCACGGAUCAGUCGAAGGUCGAUGAUGCGCUGAAUGCCGCGACGGAGUACCUUGAGAAGUUUAAGCUGUGAGCAUAGUUCGGCUCGAAUGGCCUUUUCGAAUUGCAUUCCCAGGUUACAGCCCAGGAACCGUUGUUGUUCGACGGCGUUGUAUGGGCGGUGGACAUCAAAACCAAUGGCCGAGCUGCAAUGCUGAACCACGAUCGAGCAAGCUGGCGGCGCCUGAUCAAUUGAUUUCGCGCUG